AAACAGAAGGAGUGGAAACAGCCCAGUACUACCGUAGAGUUCAUUCACAAACAGACUGCACAGAAACAGGUACAUGGGUUCAUGGAAGCUCCUGGCCAUCUGUCAUCCUCUGCAGUAUCACACACAAAUGACGUACGGUAGAGUGGUUCAGUUCACUGCGGUGACGUGGCUGUUUCCUUUCCUCUCAGUAGUUAUUGUGAUAUCGCUGAGUUCACCUUUACAUCUGUGUGGAAACAUCAUUGAUAAAAUCUACUGUAAUAAUUAUUCUAUCGUUAAACUGUCCUGUUCUGACACCACAGUCAAUAACAUCUAUGGACUCAUGAAUCUGUUCAUUACCAUAUGUGUUCCUGUCAUGUUAAUCCUCUACACCUACAUGAGGAUCCUUAAAGUGUGUUUUUCUGGAUCUAAACAGACCAGACAUAAAGCUGUCAGUACCUGUACACCUCACCUGGCUUCAAUAUUAAACUUUGCCUUUGGUUGUUGUUUUGAAAUCAUUCAGAGCAGGUUUAAUAUGAACCAUGUUCCACAUAUGUUGAGGAUAUUUUUAUCAGUGUACUUUAUAACCCUUCAACCAAUAUUUAACCCUCUGGUUUUUGGACUGAAAAUGUCCAAAAUACGCCUCGUAUGUAGUAAUGUGCUCUGUGGUAAACGUCAUUUAGACUUAAUUUAG
This is a messenger RNA of Sphaeramia orbicularis (orbiculate cardinalfish), 670 nucleotides long. Its product is annotated as olfactory receptor 52N4-like. Gene Ontology annotation, biological process: detection of chemical stimulus involved in sensory perception of smell; G protein-coupled receptor signaling pathway. Lineage: Eukaryota; Metazoa; Chordata; Actinopteri; Kurtiformes; Apogonidae. The record is from RefSeq and is a predicted model, not a curated record. Gene Ontology annotation, cellular component: membrane. Gene Ontology annotation, molecular function: olfactory receptor activity; odorant binding. The transcript has a single exon. The coding region runs from base 74 to 670 and encodes 198 amino acids.